AUGGCAAUUCGACAAAGAAAAAGUACAACUAUCACCCCAGCAAAUUGGUGGGCAACACAUGGCACUGAUGCAAAGGAAUUAAGAAAGAUGGCUAUCAAGAUUCUAAAUUUGACGUGUAGCUCAUCUGCACGUGAAAGGAACUGGAGUGCAUUUGAGAGGGUCCAUACCAAGAAAAGGACGAGAUUAACACAAAAGAGAUUGAAUUCUCUUGUCUAUGUCAUGUUUAACAAAAGGCUUCAGUGGAAGUAUGCUCAAAGGAAGAGAGACCCAUUAGCUGUAAAAUUUGUUGAUGAUGAACCACCGAAUGAGUGGAUUGAAGGGGAGGUGAGUGUUGAAGGGCAGCAGCAAGAUGAACUGGCUCAGGCUGGCGUAAAUGAGAAGAAAAGAGCACUGAGCAAAGGUUCGUCAAGCAAGUCAAAGAGAGCCCGCACCAUGGAGGCGGAAGAAGAGUCUUCUGACUGUGAAGAGGAAGAUGAUACAGCCAUGCAGUCAAUGGACGAUUCUUCAAGUGAUGAUGGAGAGAAUGAGGACAAUUUCCUUGACGAUGACUAA
Messenger RNA from Aegilops tauschii subsp. strangulata, 552 nucleotides. RefSeq lists its product as uncharacterized. The record is from RefSeq and is a predicted model, not a curated record. Gene Ontology annotation, molecular function: protein dimerization activity. NCBI's taxonomy places the organism in Eukaryota, Viridiplantae, Streptophyta, Magnoliopsida, Poales, Poaceae.